AUGUGGCUCGAGCUCCAGAUUUUAAUCUUAUGUUACUUUGCUACUUUGGGUUGCAUAAUGGAGCAAUUUGUCUCUGGAUGUAAUUUGCUGCGAAAAGACUAUCCUGGGGAAGAUGCCAGUAAUUCUGCAAGAGGAAGACCUAAAAGGACAGUAUCCAGGGGAGGUUACUGUAGACUACGAGGCUGCUGCCCAGGCAGGGAUGAUGGCUGCAACUUUCAGUAUAAUGCCAGAAAUGCCACAUGCUACUGUGAUGCCUUCUGUACUUCGGGGUCUCCUGCUUCCAUAGACUGCUGCCCUGAUUUCUGGGUUACCUGCUAUGGACGUCCUACCAGGCAACCAGCACACAUAAGGACACUCCCAUUACAGCAAGGGGGUUGUUCCAAAGAUGGACGGCAUUAUGGUGAAGGGGUGACCUUUAAAGACAACUGCAACUCCUGCAAGUGCAUAAACAGUCAUUGGAUAUGUUCAGAUGAAACAUGCCUUGUGAGGCCCAGUUUAAUUAAACAGAUCAACAGUGGGAGCCAUGGAUGGAAAGCGAGUAACUACAGCCAGUUUUGGGGAAUGAGCCUGCAGGAAGGUUUCAGUUAUCGUCUUGGCACGUUUCCCCCAUCUCCAGCCCUACGGGACAUGACACCAAUUGCAGGAAACUUGAUGACAGAAGGAAAUUUCCCGGAGCAUUUUGUGGCCUGGCAUGAAUGGCCAGGGUGGAUUCAUGACCCACUCGACCAAAGGAACUGUGCCGCAUCUUGGGCUUUUUCAACUGCAAGUGUUGCUGCAGAUCGAAUGGCAAUUCAUUCCAAAGGCCGUUUCACAGACAACCUCUCCCCCCAAAAUUUGAUCUCUUGUGACACCAGGAAUCAAUAUGGAUGUAAAGGAGGCAGCCUAAAUGGUGCUUGGUCUUACCUAAAAAAUUAUGGGCUGGUUUCUCAUGCAUGCUAUCCAUUAUUCUGGAGCCACCAUCCCCACAAUACUUGUGCCAUUUCGAGUAUAAUUGAUACCAGUGGGAAAAGAUGUGCCACGCAGCCAUGUCCGAAUAAUGUGGAACCAUCAAAUCGUCUUUAUCAGUGUAGUUCUCCCUACAGGAUCUCCUCAAGAGAGACUGACAUAAUGGAAGAAAUUUUAAAAAAUGGACCAGUCCAAGCUGUCAUGCAAGUACAUCAUGAUUUCUUCCUUUACAAAAGCGGAAUUUAUAAGUACCAGAGGAAUGCAGGAGGCUCACAACAGCAAGAUCAUCACACCAAAACGCAUUCUGUCAAAAUUGUUGGGUGGGGUGUAAUGCAAGAUGCAGAAGAGCAAAGGCAGAAAUAUUGGAUUGCUGCAAAUUCCUGGGGAAAGAUCUGGGGAGAAAAUGGCUACUUCAGGACUGUACGUGGACAAAAUGAAUGUGAUAUUGAAAACCUGAUUAUAACUACCAAGUGCCACCUUUAGAAAGUUCCCCUUUUUGAUAUUCCUCAACA
Heteronotia binoei (common prickly gecko) is the source of this 1457-nucleotide messenger RNA. RefSeq names its product tubulointerstitial nephritis antigen (gene TINAG). Lineage: Eukaryota; Metazoa; Chordata; Lepidosauria; Squamata; Gekkonidae. The transcript is spliced from 11 exons. The record is from RefSeq and is a predicted model, not a curated record. Bases 1 to 1428 code for a protein of 475 amino acids. Gene Ontology annotation, biological process: proteolysis. Gene Ontology annotation, molecular function: cysteine-type peptidase activity. Gene Ontology annotation, cellular component: lysosome.